This is a messenger RNA of Myotis myotis, 4527 nucleotides long. RefSeq names its product abhydrolase domain containing 12B (gene ABHD12B). The transcript has 13 exons. NCBI's taxonomy places the organism in Eukaryota, Metazoa, Chordata, Mammalia, Chiroptera, Vespertilionidae. Gene Ontology annotation, molecular function: phosphatidylcholine lysophospholipase A1 activity; monoacylglycerol lipase activity. Gene Ontology annotation, biological process: phosphatidylserine catabolic process; monoacylglycerol catabolic process. The record is from RefSeq and is a predicted model, not a curated record. Gene Ontology annotation, cellular component: endoplasmic reticulum membrane. Bases 37 to 1215 code for a protein of 392 amino acids.
CUGUUCCCGCGGGGGAGGUUCACGACAAAGUGCGCGAUGGAGCCGAGCUCCCCGCAGCAGCUCCCGCGGCGGCGGUGCGCGAUGGAGCCGCGCGCGGAGGACUGCGUGGACGGGGAGGACAGCGUGGACCGGGAGGACUGCGCGGACCGGGAGGACUGCGCGGACCGGGAGGACUGCGCGGACGAGUACAGCGUGGCCGCCUGGUGGGACAUGGUGGUGAGGAACGUGCGAUCUAUUCCACAAUGCUGUGAAACACUCGGAAGGAAAAUUGCCACUCAGUACAACAGCUUUACUAGUAAACCAUUAAAAGAACACAUUUUCCCUCCUCUGAUGGACAUGCUAAUUUAUUUUAAUUUUUUCAAAGCACCAUUUCUUGUGGACUUAAAGAAGCCAGAGUUAAAGAUGCCUCACACAGUGAACUUCUAUAUCAAGGUUGAACCGGGGGUGAUUCUGGGAAUCUGGCACACAGUUCCCAGCUGCCGGGGGGAAGAUGCUAAAGGGAAGGACCGUUGCUGGUACGAAGCGGCCCUUCAUGAUGGCAACCCAAUUAUUGUCUAUCUUCACGGCAGUGCAGAACACAGGGCAGCUCGUCACAGGCUUAAUCUCGUAAAGGUGCUGAGCGAUGGUGGCUUUCACGUCUUGUCUGUUGACUACAGAGGGUUCGGGGACUCUACGGGUAAGCCCACAGAGGAGGGACUGACUGCGGACGCUAUUUGUGUCUAUGAGUGGACCAAGGCAAGAAGUGGCACCACCCCCGUGUGCCUCUGGGGCCACUCUCUGGGUACAGGAGUUGUAACGAAUGCUGCGAGAGUACUAGAAGAGAAAGGAUCCCCGGUUGAUGCUAUUGUUCUGGAAGCUCCAUUUACCAACAUGUGGACUGCAAGUAUCAAUUAUCCCCUGUUAAAGAUUUACCAGAAACUUCCAGGAUUUUUACAAACACUUAUGGAUGCUUUGAGAAAAGACAAAAUAGUCUUCCCUAAUGAUGAAAAUGUAAAAUUCCUGUCUUCCCCCCUCCUCAUCCUUCACGGCGAGGAUGACAGAACAGUGCCUUUGGCAAAUGGAAAACAGCUCUAUGAAAUUGCACACAAUGCAUACAGGAACAAAGACAGGGUGAAGAUGGUGAUCUUUCCUCCUGGCUUCCAACACAACCUGCUUUGUAGAAGCCCCACACUGUUAAAAACCGUGAGAGAUUUCCUGUGCCAGCAGUGGGCAUGAGGUCUGAGAGCAGCAGAAACCUCCAGCAAAGACUUGGUCCGAACACCACCUGUGAUGUGUAUUUUUUUGUGUACAAUUGUACUGGGAUGCUUGGGUGAGCUAAAGUCAUUGGCAUGUCUGCAAGCCACUUGCCAGCUACAAGCAUGGGUGCUGGGUGGUACGGGAUGCUCUCAUUUAGUUCAUGGAACAUGCUGAGACAUCACUGUGGAGAAUCAGAAUUUGGUAAAAACUGGAUCCCAUAUAAAAAUGUGCAGUUGCCAAACACCCUGGGCUAUUUGUGAAUCAGGUGUAGUCUUUGGUUUGGACUUAGAUAGCAGUGUAAGAAAGGUGCUCCAAUGUAGUUAAAUAAUUUGUGUUUUAGUUCAUUUAAAUGGCAUUAAAACGUUCCACGCAUUUUUUUUCUAGGGGAAGGUCCUAACAUGCUACUCAAUUUGUUGUAAAAUAAUACGUUUUGAGACUCAGGUAGCUCUGGAAAUUCAUACUUUAUUUUUAGCUCCAAUACAGUUAUACACUUUCCUCGCCCAAUCUCCAGAGAUACUUAACUGGAUUGUUAGCUAACAAAACAAAACAAAAUCAAAGAAUGUUGCAAAAAGGUUCAAGUCCAAUAAGAAACUAUUUUUUUUCUAGAGACAUUUUACAACUUACUUUCCACUGGCCUUGUACACCCCAUUGCUAGAUUCAUUGGAUAGGGAAAUCUUUAGAUCUGAAGGCUCCAUGUUCCAGAUGUCCUUGGCAUAUUCCUUAAUUGUGCGGUCACUGGAGAAUUUCCCCGAGGCAGCUAUAUUUUUGAGUACCAUCGCGUUCCAGGCCUUUGGAUUCUGUAAACAACACAGAUAUAUACGGCCAAGGGCCUGAGUGCCCAUCGAGCUUUAGGACAAACAUCAGGCAAGCAUAUCGAAGCACAUUUCACGGAGAAGACGAUGGGAGUAAAUUGUAGUGAAUUAUAAAUACAUACGCUUCACAGUUGAGAGCUAAAUAGGGCAGACUGAGCCCUUCUCCUAUUUAGAGUAUAUAUUUCCCUUAAGAAUGAAAAAUACGUAUUUUUCAUUUUCAGGGAAACCAGGGAUGCAAAUUACCUAAUCGAUAAUUUUUGCUAUAGUUACGAUGUUUUUGCAUGGAAAUCAUAUUUUCCAUGCUUUGUUUCAAAUGAGGAUACCUUCCUUUAAACGACAGGUGAAAGGAACACUAAUAUUCACUGUCUGCUAGAAACCAAGUCAAGAGAUUUAACCUGUGGCUCACAAAGUUUGGAAAACACUAUGCUAGAAUGCUAACGAUCCACUGAGAGACUUUAUUGACCUACUUUUCUUGUUUUUUUCUGAAGGUAGAUGUCCCAGUAGGUUUAUACUGAAUCCCGUUGGGAUUUCAAAACAUGAUUAAUUAAGGGUUUAUCCUUAAUAAAAUAUGUAACAUCCAAAUCUCAUACUUUUUAUACCAAUAAGAAUAUAAGAAAGUAUUUAAUAACCUCAUGAUUUUGUAAAGAACUCUAACAGUUCAUUGUUAAUUACCAGAACAUUAUUUAAAACCAAUAGCAAUGCAUUAUAAGGAUUAAAAAAAAUUUAAAAACUACCAUCAUUCCUUAAGGUACUGUGGAGAAGAGUCUGAAAUUAGUUUGUUCAGACUCUGGAAACUUAUUAAAAUAAAAGAAUAAAAGCCUCAUCUCUUCACUUUCUUUGUAUUGUUGAGGCUUAGAAAACAAACUCACAUGGAUGGGAAGUCUCGUCAUUAAGCCUCAACAAUACAAUUAUUGUUAAGAGUAAAAAAUGCAAUUUGCACUAAUGAACAAGAAAGCCUGACCCAAAUACUUGGCUUCUAGAUGAGCAUCCUUUGGAUGGGGGCCAUCAUUUUAACAGAAGAGGCCCAUUGUGCAAGUUCGACAUUCACGUUUGUGCUUGCCCUUGGCCAGAUUUUCCUUUCUUGUUCUGUUUUAUUUUUAUUUCUUCCCCCUGCAGCCUUUCUACAGACAAGCAUGGGUUGCAAUCAAGAGGAAAGAGGGAGGGGUGGCCAUUUUCCUUUCUCUGUCUUUGAGGCUGCUCUCUCCAGUGUUCAGGAAGCAGGGAGUAGGCCACUGAGCUUAACUCAAGUACUGCCCCUCCUUGCUUAUGGCCAUGAACUGGAAUGUACUCUGGUCUGUACACUUUUGGGGAACUGGAUAGGACUCUACCAGAAGCUAAGGGCUGUGAAGCAGCAGGAGCCUUGAAUGCCGACUUUAAAACCCAGUGGGACACUCAGGAUGACUGGAGGAACCACCCUGUUACCCGCUUUGGGAAAGGAAUGGAAAGAAAUGUUAGUGAAAUAUGUUUCUGUUGGGAGUAGUUACGGAUGAAUACAAAGGCAGGAGGUGGUGACUUUAUGGCACUUCAUUCAUCUGCUGCACAAUGGUUUUCAAGUUGGAGGGCAACAAUAAAGACUGAGGGGGCAAGGGCCACCAGAAGGCUCAAGGACACAGACCCCAAGAGACCCAUCCUGGAGACUUGGCCGAGAGCCAGCCUCUUUCGGUAUCUGUUCUUCUGUGGUGUCUGCAAUUCACUAAAAGUCUAUUGUAUCAGAGAUGAUGAACCUUUCCUUGUGUCCACAAAUGAACCCAGAGGGCUGGGCUGCUUGAUAAAGAUGUGCAUGGCUCUGGCCUUUCCUUUCCUUCCUUUCUCCUCCUCCCACCCACCUUUUUUUUUUUUAAGUACAGUCUUUCUUGUUCCUUUCCUUUCUUAAAAAAAGUCAAACAUAAAACCUUCAAUUUCUUUGCAAUUUUCAAGGAAAAAGGGGGUCAGUCUUUAUCCCAAUAAACUAAAGCUCAGCAUUAGAAUCAUUUAAGCAGGUUUUUCAAAUACUGAUGGUGAUCCCACCCACUACUGGGUCAGAUUCUCUCCCAGGGAGACUGGCAUCUGUACUUUACCAAGCUGCCUUGGUGAUUCUGAUGUGCACUAAACAGGCUCCUGGAAGGGGGUGGCAAGAAGAGGGUGAUUUUGUCCGUGCCCAGCACAGUGCCUGCCAUGGGAAGGCCCCCAUGCCUCUCUGUUGAACAAGUGAGUGGGUAAAACGAGUAUUCAAUUUGGCUUGAUACUUUUAGUUUCUAGGACAUGCCUGCUACAUGGUGGGUGCUCAAUAAAUAUCAAAUAAUUUGUGAUUUUUUUACUUGGACAUUAAAACAUUUACAACUGCUAUGGAAAUGUCGAGUCAACCUCUGCCUAAACAUGGGAAAAGUCGAGUUUUGAUCUGAACAACCUAACCUAGACAGUUGUCUCACUUCCCUUUUUUGAUUUGUCAGUGGGGCCCUAUUAUUUAAACUUAAUAAAAAGAAACAGAAUUUUAAAUUAA